Molecule: messenger RNA, 4990 nt
Organism: Pan troglodytes (chimpanzee)
Lineage: Eukaryota; Metazoa; Chordata; Mammalia; Primates; Hominidae
Product: putative speedy protein E21
Exons: 8
Coding region: 2337-3467 (376 amino acids)
Biological process (GO): positive regulation of cyclin-dependent protein serine/threonine kinase activity
Molecular function (GO): protein kinase binding
Source: RefSeq, a predicted model, not a curated record
GUGUCUCGCUCUGUCACCCAGGCUGGACUGCAGUGAUGCAAUCUCGGCUCACUGCAACCUCCGCCUUCCAGGUUCAAGCGAUUCUCCUGCCUCAGCCUCCCAAGUAGCUGGGAUUACAGAUGUACACCCCCACGCCCAGCUCAUUUUUUCUGUAUUUUUAGUAGAGACGGAUUUAAACAUGUUGGACAGGCUGGUCUCGAACUUCUGACCUCUGGUGAUCUGUCUGCCUCUGCUUCUUAAAGUGGUAGGAUUACAGGCAUGAGCCACCGCGCCUGGUUUGCCAAUUUUUUGACAACAUAUCAAUAACAUUUACGAUGGGCACGGCCUCAGUGUAGUGUGUCUAGACAAGGUGGCCGGAAGAGAGAGGAACAUGCAAACCAGGCUUGAAGAUGAGCUAAAUCAGAGCUUUUCAUUCCACAAAAGAGAAAUUUUAAUGGGGUCAGAACAUUGAUCUUCUAAUAUUUGAAAGCCUGUUAACUAGGAGAGAGAGAGCAAACUAUUUUGUUGUAGGAGGACCCACCCAGCUCUGACGGUUUAAAGCGUCAUGAAUGCGAAUUUGAACUCCAGAAAAGCAGAGCUUCCUAACAAUGGGACUUCCACAGCAAUGGGAUCUGCUUCCUCUUUCAGUUUGUGCCUUUUCUAUGAGCAAGAGACUCCUAGGAAAACAGCAGCCCAUUAGGAAAACGUGUGGGAACUCACUCGCGGGUUCUUUAUUUUUUUUGAGAUGGAGUUUUGCUCUUGUUGCCCAGGCUGGAGCACAAUGGUGCGAUCUUGGCUCCCUGCAACCUGCGCACUAUGAGUUCAAGUGAUUCUCCAGCGCCCUCUCCUGAGUAGCUGCGAUUACAGGCAUCCACCACCAUGCCUGGCUAAUUUUUUGUAUUUUUAGUAGAGAUGGGGUUUCACCAUGUUGUCCAGGCUGGUCUCAAACUCCUGACCUCAAGUGAUCCACCCACUUUGGCCUCCCAAAGUGCUGGGAUUACAGGCAUGAGCCACUGAGCCCAGCCGGGAACCCACAGGUUUUUUGGAUGGUCUCUGAAUGUCAUGUAACUCUUUUAUUUUUUAUUAAAAAAAUUUUUUUUGACACAAUAUCUUGCUGUGUUGCCCAGACUGGAGUGCAGGGGCAAGAUCAUGGCUCACUGCAGCUUCUAACUCCUGGGCUCAAGUGAUCUUCCUGUCACAUGAGUCUCCCAAGUAGUUGGAACACAGGUGCCAGCCACCACACCUGGCUAAUUUGGUUUGGUUUGGUUUUUUUAGAGAUGGGCUCUUGCUAUGUUGCCUAUACUGGUCUUGAACUGCUGGCCUCAGGCAAUCUUCCUCCCUUGGCCACCCAAAGUGCUGGGAUUACAAGCAUGAGCCACUGUGCACAGCUGAAAUUUUUGACUUAGUCUUUUUGUACAUGUGAUAUUUUAUUCAUAGAAUCCAUAAAUGGAAGGGAAAUUUCUGAGUUCAGAGCAAUACAUAUGAUACAAAACUUGAUAUACAGACUAGAGUUUCUUAGCCGAACUGGAGGGUCUGGCUUAGGUAAUCCAUGGAUUCCCUGAAAUUGGAGACACCAUUGGAAAUAUGUGUGAGCUCAGGGGCAGUUUCCUAUGAUUUUUAGGCCUCAAAAUGUCUCUUGGACUCAAAAUUGCCUUAGGGCAGAGGACGUGUGUACCCCCAGUACAGAAUCUCGGACAGUGAAUGUGAGUAAACAUUCGGCAGAAAAGCUCUGCCAAACUGAGUGCUCUCAUGUGACUUUUUCAUCAAGUCAGUAUUCCUGGGAUCUCUUGUACAUGAUAAUCUCACUCUUGUACAUGAUAAUCUCACUCUUGUACAUGAUAAUCUCACUCUUGUACAUGAUAAUCUCACUCUUAGAAGGUUUCAUCGUUUCUGCUUACCCUAGUUUUCUUUCCCACUCUGUUCCCUCUCCCACCAGACUGGACUCUGAAAUGGGCAUGUACAGAGACGAAGAGACCCCAACAUGCUUCAGGCUUUGAGUGGAGAGGACAAAGCCUCUGCUGGGACAGGGAACAGAGGGAUGUGGAGUCCCUGAAGAUGCUUUUGGACAAUGGUCUGAGGUUGGGACAGUGGCAGGAGAUACCAUUCACCCAGGAUCUCCAGGACAAGAGAUCAGAAUGGCAGUUACAAGUGUUUUUUUUCAAACUGGUUGCCAGGUUGGCAUGAGCCAUGACAUCAGAGAUUCCGACCUUCCUGAUUGGAGGGACCGGACUCCGUGGUGCCUGGAGAUCAGUUGGACAACAGUAUCUUCUCAGAGCUGUUCUCCACUCCUGACUUCUCCUAGGCUUGAGAAUUGAUAACAUACUCUUCUGGAUCCGAGCAGUGUCCAGAAGAAGGCCAUGGACAGAACGGAGACUAGGUUCCGUAAGAGGGGACAGAUUACGGCAAAGAUCAUGACCAGCCGUCAACCGCACCCCCAGAAUGAGCAGACUCCCCAGCAGAGCACCUUGGGGUACCCCCUCCAGGAGGUGGUGGAUGAUGAAGCGUUAGGACCAUCAGCCCCUGGGGUAGAUCCCAGCCCCCCAUGUAGGUCCCUUGGCUGGAAAAGGAAGAAGGAGUGGUCAGAUGAAUCUGCGGAGGAGCCGGAGAAGGAGCUCGCCCCUGAGCCUGAGGAGACCUGGGUAGUGGAGACGAUGUGUGGGCUCACGAUGAAGCUGAAGCAACAGCAAGUGUCACCCUUCCUCCCUGAGCACCACAAGGACUUCAACAGUCAGCUUGCCCCUGGGGUAGAUCCCAGCCCCCCGCAUAGGUCCUUUUGCUGGAAAAGGAAGAUGGAGUGGUGGGACGAAUCUGAGGAGUCGGAGGAGGAGCUACGGAAGGUGCUCGCCCCUGAGCCUGAGGAGAUCUGGGUGGCAGAGAUGCUGUGUGGCCUCAAGAUGAAGCUGAAGCGACGGCGAGUGUCGCUCGUGCUCCCUGAGCACCACGAGGCCUUCAACAGGCUGCUUGAGGAUCCUGUCAUUAAAAGAUUCCUGGCCUGGGACAAAGAUCUGAGGGUGUCGGACAAGUAUCUCCUGGCUAUGGUCAUAGCGUAUUUCAGCCGGGCCGGCUUCCCCUCCUGGCUAUACCAACGCAUUCAUUUCUUCCUGGCUCUCUACCUGGCCAAUGACAUGGAGGAGGACGAUGAGGACUCCAAAGAAAACAUCUUCCACUUCCUGUAUGGGAAGACCCGCUCUCGCAUACCCUUGCUCCGUAAGCGUUGGUUCCAGUUAGGCCGUUCCAUGAACCCGAGGGCCAGGAAGAACCACUCUCGCAUACCCUUGGUCCGUAAGCGUCGGUUCCAGUUACGCCGUUGCAUGAACCCGAGGGCCAGGAAGAACCGCUCUCAGAUAGUCCUGUUCCAGAAACGUCGGUUCCACUUCUUCUGUUCCAUGAGCGGCAGGGCUUGGGUUUCCCCGGAGGAGUUGGAGGAGAUCCAGGCUUAUGACCCAGAGCACUGGGUGUGGGCGCGAGAUCGCGCUCGCCUUUCCUAGAGCUCCAGGGACCGUGGAGGCCUGAGGUCAUCGGCCUGAGAGAAGAACACCGGACCCAGGGGAGAUGUGGAUUUUCAGCAGGAACUUUAUUCCAAUGCUAAUGGCAGACACCAGGAAGGAGGAGAGGAACCAUUUGUGCACAUCAUCUAGAAGAACCUGGACCAUUCUUGAUGGAGCUCAAUACAGUCAUCACGUUGUCCUCCUAGGAGCAGGGGUGGGGGGAGGGGGGUGGGGUCCUUCUAGGAGUCCUUGGAGAAAACUAAGAAACCAGGAGUGUUUCCAGUUCCACCCUUUCCUGCGGUACCACCACCCUUUUUAUAUUGCUGAAUUCCAACCUCCCUGGGGCGGAACCUGGAGGUCCUCUUUCUUACGGACUUGAUUGCCACAGUCCAGAAGCAUUUGAAGGCACAGUGCAGGGGCUCAGAUUGGCACAGAAUUCUUUUGUGAAAUAUCAGUGCCACAGAUUGUAACAGAUAGCUUCAUGCACACUCUGCAUUUUAUUGGUUUGUUUGGGAAAUGUUGGCCAUUGAAUUAUUCAUAGAUUUAUUUCAAAUAGUUCGGAAAUUGUUGUACUUUUGAAAACAUGCUGUUCCUGUAGUUUUUUGAUGAGAGUUAUAGUUGUUAUAUAUACAUAAAGAUAAUUUUCUUUUCAUUUUUAAGAGACAAUUCUUUUUAUCCUAAAUAUUUUAUUAUCUUUAAAUUUGUUUCUGUAUUAUUAUAUGUGCUCCUGAAGCGAGCACUUUUUAUCUAUGAUGCUUCCAUAAUAAUCUCUUCUAUUUAUAGCUAUUGGUAGUUCCCCACCAGAAAAAAACAUAAUUCUGGUGAUAGAAAUUUUUAUUUGCUGUUUAGGUUUGUGACUGAAUUGUGAGAAUUCAGUUGUGAUUUUUAACAUGUCUCAGAUAUAUAUACUAACACAUCUAAUAUAUACUAUCUAUUUUAUUGGUUUAUUUUCAAAAACAUGGAUAUAGAAUUAUUUAAAUAUUAUUUUAUUUAUUGAAAUAUUUAUUAAAUAUAUUUAUUUAUUUAAAUAUUAUUACUUUCAAUAUUAUUUUAAAUAUUUUGGAAAUACUGGUAUUUUUGAAUAGAUGCUGUUUCUAUAAAGCUGUGUGAUGGGUGUUAUAACUGUUGUAUACACAUACAUAUAAUUUUGUUUUCCUUUUUAAGAGAGGAUUCUUUUCAUCCUAAAUCUUUUACCUUUCAAUCUUUGUAUCUAUUAUUACACGUGCCGCUGAAGGGAGCAUGGUUUUUAUCUAUGAUACUUAGUUAACAUAUAUAUUACAUUUAUAGCUAUGUGGUAGUUCCCCUAAAUUCUUGUAAAAAUAAAUUUUUAUUUGAUAUUUCAUAUAUGUUUGAAAUGUGAGAAUUCAGAUGUAAUUUUUUACCUUGUUUUGGCAUGUUUGUAUGUUAAAGAGGAUGUGUGUUCUAAAGGAGGACACGAGCUGUGUGUUUUCAAGAGAACAAUAGAGUGCGUCUCUUGGGGAAACAUAAUAAAAAUGAACUUUUCUCACCUUCACAGCAAUUGU